AUGUACGUUGAUACACAUGAAGAACUAUCCUUUGACCGUCGGGUUCCGCUGGAAUUAUACGUCCAACAAUUACUAGAGCAGCAGCAGCAUACAGCAGCUAAAGGUAAACUUUCGAAAAUCCAAAAAUACAGGGUCAACAUCCCUACCAAGGAAAAGACAGAGACUGCAUCUAAACUCGCUAAAGUAAGGCAUCCAUUGGAUGAUGCUUCUGUUGAUGAAACCAACGAGAACAACUGUUCUGAAGACGACUACGAUUCGCUUGAUGACGUUUCAUAUUCUUCCUGCUCAACCUCGCCAGAACAGUUUAGAGAGCCGCUGUUUCUUCAAGGCUACGUGCUUAAUUCACCAAGUCAAUGUGAUCUAAGUUUGGGGAGUAGCAUACCAAGUACCAGAUCGAGUCUUUCCCUCCUUUCGUUGAAUGGUUCAGCACUUAUACCUUCGUCACUAGCGAGCUCCCCGUCGACCACAACGGCAUUGUUUACAACAUCGUCUUCAACUACACCCAUAAUAAGCCGCAUAGAUGCCGAUACCACUGCAAUCUCAUCACCGUUAUUGACACCAAGCUCCUCACCACUUUCCACAUUUGUUUCCUUUGAAAACACCAGCAGGUGUGAACGAACAAAAUUGCCCAAACUAAGUAGAUCUUCGUCGACGGAAUGUUUGAGUAAAGUGCUCCACAAGUAUCAACUGAAGCAAUCUCUAUACUCGAAUCUCACGGAAUCAAUAAAAUCAAUUAGGGAAAGACUUGUGACAAGGGCAUUAGCCGAUUUUGAAGUGGAUACACAUGCAGUCACAGAAAAAGAAUUACCAGCCGCUAAUACUGAAGAGCUUCCAGCCCAAGAGUUGAUUACAUUUUUUGAGGCUAAACAUGACCACGACACAACUUCUCAAGAACACAUCAAACCAUCUUUCAAAAAUAGAGACCACCGCAUCAAUGCACAAUUUCUAAGAUUAUAUGCCUACGACUACAACGCACGCAUCAACUCCAAAACCCUCCCCAAUUCCCUUUCACAAGAGGACUUGAUGAUUAUUAUUUUAAACAACCCACAUUUGAAGUCGUUCCAUUCACGGCACAAUAUAUACCACAUUUCGAACUUGUCAAGACAAAAACUUUGGAAUUCUGUUGUACUCAAACCUAGACACGACAAGUCACCAGAAGAAAGCGUUGAUUCCGAGGAUUACAUCUGUGUUGCCGAUGACCUGCUGGUGAGCAGCCAUGCGUCACUCACAAGAAAGAAUAGCAAGUAUUUGCCGUGGGAUUUGAAACCAAGUAUCAAGCCAGCUGGGAUCUUACCUCGUGGUAAAUGGGUGUUUAAUGGUAAAGCACCCAACCUGGGAGUUUCCAAAACGCAAUUUACUGUAAAAGGUUGGUGUAAUAGUAGAUGGGUCGCUAAGACGGCCUUGGAUUAA
Messenger RNA from Lodderomyces theae, 1410 nucleotides. RefSeq lists its product as uncharacterized. The transcript has a single exon. NCBI's taxonomy places the organism in Eukaryota, Fungi, Ascomycota, Pichiomycetes, Serinales, Debaryomycetaceae. The record is from RefSeq and is a predicted model, not a curated record. Bases 1 to 1410 code for a protein of 469 amino acids.